This is a messenger RNA of Dromiciops gliroides (monito del monte), 2158 nucleotides long. Its product is annotated as liver carboxylesterase 1-like. Gene Ontology annotation, molecular function: carboxylic ester hydrolase activity. Gene Ontology annotation, cellular component: lipid droplet; endoplasmic reticulum. NCBI's taxonomy places the organism in Eukaryota, Metazoa, Chordata, Mammalia, Microbiotheria, Microbiotheriidae. The transcript has 14 exons. The record is from RefSeq and is a predicted model, not a curated record. Gene Ontology annotation, biological process: lipid catabolic process. The coding region runs from base 110 to 1843 and encodes 577 amino acids.
UUUGUUUUUGCCUGACUUGACUUACUCUGAUUCUGUCCAGGAAUCAGUCACUCAAUCAGUUUACAACUGUGCAACACAGAAGCAAACUCAGCCUUUUAGGACAGCACAGAUGCCUGCACCAGAAAUGUGGCAAAGAACUACUCUCAACAAGAUAUGGCUGAUUUCCCUGGUUCUCUGCUCUUUUAUUAUGUUCACAACUCAGGGACAGCAGCAACGUUCAAUGGUAGUAGACACUGAAUAUGGGAAAGUCCAAGGCAAACAAGUGAGACUGCAAGGAUUUGACAUAUCUGUCCAUGUGUUUCUGGGCAUUCCUUUUGCCAAACCUCCUCUUGGACCCUUGCGAUUCACUCCACCCCAGCCUCCUGAACCCUGGGAGUAUGUGAAGGACACCACUACGUACCCACCCUUGUGCCCCCAGAAUAUAUCUGUAUCGCAGGGACUCGCUAGCCUUUUCUCCAUACGGAAUGAAAGCUUUCCAAUGAGAACGUCUGAAGAUUGUUUGUACUUAAAUAUUUAUGCACCAUCUGACCUGGCAAUGAAGACCAAGUUACCGGUGAUGGUAUGGAUCCAUGGAGGGGGGAUGAUGAUGGGUGAAGCUUCAACCUAUGAUGGACUGGCCCUCUCAGCCCUUGAAAAUGUGGUAGUGGUGUCAAUUCAGUACCGCCUGGGAAUCCUUGGGUUCUUUAGCACUGGAGAUGAACAUGCCCAGGGGAACUGGGGUUUUUUAGACCAAGUGGCUGCACUCCACUGGAUCCAGAAGAACAUUGGUAAUUUUGGAGGAGACCCAAGCUUGGUGACCAUCUUUGGAGAGUCAUCAGGAGGUUUUAGUGUUUCAGCAUUGAUGCUGUCUCCUUUGACCAAGAAUCUCUUCCACCGAGCCAUUUCCCAGAGUGGGGUUAUCUUUAUGGAAUCUCUAUUCAGUUCCAACAUCAAACCAGCUACUGAGAAAAUAGCCAGUUUUGCUGGAUGUAAAACUACCACAUCAGCUAUCUUGGUUCAUUGCAUGCGGCAGAAGACAGAAGAGGAGAUCAUAGCUAUAACUCAGAAGAUGGAUUUGUACCACCUGGAUUUCCUAGGAGAUCCCACAGAGAAAUUUGUCUUCCUACCUGCAGUUGUGGAUGGAGUAUUUUUCCCCAGAAGUCCCAAAGACCUCUUGGCUGAAAAUCAGUUCAAGCCCCUUCCCUACAUCAUGGGAAUCACUGAUGAUGAAUUUGGUUGUUUUUUUCCAAAUAUUCUGGGAUAUCCUAUAUCAGAGAAUGGACUUGACCAAGAAACGGCCACAGAACUUUUAUGGCAUUCUUACCCACUUCUUAAAAUCCCCAAAGUUCUUACUCCAGUAAUAACUGAAGAGUAUCUUGGAGGGACACAAGAUCCUGUCAAAAAGAAAACCCUAUUUCUGGAAAUGCUAGGAGACUUGACAUUUUGGAUUCCAACUGUGAUUUUGGGUCGGCUUAACAGAGAUUUAGAUGCACCCACUUACCUGUAUGAAUAUCAGCAUCGGGCAAGUCGCUGGGGAAACUUGAAACCAGCAACAGUCAAGGCAGACCAUGGGGAUGACAUCUUUUCUGUCUUUGGAUCUCCAUUUUUAAAAGAUGGUUCCCCAGAAGAGGAGAAGCAAAUUAGCAGGAUGGUGAUGAAAUAUUGGGCCAACUUUGCUAGGAAUGGAAACCCAAAUGGUGAAGGGUUACUAAAAUGGCCUACAUAUGAUCAUAAUGAAGAGUACCUCCACAUUAACAUCACUCCCAAAGUAGCCAAGAAACGGAAGGAGAAGGAGGUGGCAUUUUUCAUUGAACUCUUGGCAAAGGAAUCAGCUGGGGUGAAGACAGAGCAUACGGAAUUAUGAUCUGGAUGGGUAUCUUGGCUAUUCUCCGCAAGAAGCCUCAGUUGAAUUGGAUGAGAAGACAUAUUUUUCUUAAGCAUGGGUAUCCAGAAACCUGAUUGUAAGAAAGCUUUUCAAUAUAGAGAUGAACCAGGGACAGAUUCAAUCAGCCAUACAUUAGCACAUUUGGAUUGGAGAUGAAGGGCUCUGCAGCUUUGAUAUGAGAGGCCAUGAGGAAUCUAUAGGAAUUCUUUCUUUCUGUAAUGCUUAUAGGAAUCAGUUGGCUUCUCUGUGUGGGGUCAACUUGGGUUGUAUUAAAUAAAAUUUACUUUAAAAAUC